AUUAAAUUUUUUAAAAUUUUAUAAAAUAUGUUAAAUAACUAGCAUACACGUAAAAGAUCACACAAAAAUAAUUACACUAAAUUUUUUUCGAAUAAACCCUAUUAAAGUGUAUUAUAAAAAUAAUAAUAAUAAUAAUCGAUAAUUGUAUCAAUAAAAAGGGUCUCAUUUCCCGCUUAUGUUGUUUCUCUUCUUCUUUCUCUCUCUCAUUAUUAUUUUUACUUCAACUUCUUUCUCUCUCUACAAACAACAACAAUAUGAACUCCCCCACAUAUGGAUCUGACCCGGUUUCACCCAACACCACCUUCGUCCAAGCCGACCCAUCAACCUUCCGAGCGGUGGUUCAAAAGCUAACCGGAGCACCAGACGACCCAUCAGCCCAAAAACUCCCACUCACUCUUCCUUCCCGUUUCAACAACCCCAAACCCGUUUCCACCGAUAUGGGGCCCCGAAGACCCGCUUUUAAGCUCCACGAACGCAGACAGAACACUAAGAAAUUAGAGCUUAAUCUCACCACCUCCGCUCCUGCCACCACCGGCUACGGCAACGGCAACGGCGUCUCUACUAAUGUCUCUUUGGGCCGUUACAGAAGUGGUGGCUCCCUUACUGGCCUUGUCGGCGGCGGUGAUCAGAUGAUGAUGGUUUCGCCUGUUUCGCCGUUUGAAUUCUUGGCGCGUGGGAGUCCGAGAACUCCGGUUUCGCCGUCGUGUAUGGAGGAGGAAGAGAAGGAGGAAGAGGAGAAAGCGAUCGCCGGAAAAGGGUUUUAUUUGCACCGGAGCCCGUUGAAUACGCCGAGAGGAUCGGAACCCCCUGAGCUAUUGACUUUGUUUCCUCUGUCUUCUCCAAGAGAUAAUAAUAAUACUAAUAAUCACACUAAUUCUUCUUCAACUUCUUAAUUAAUUAAUUAAUUAAUUAUAUUUUAUUAAGUUAGAUAAAUUAAUCUACUAAACAAUUUUUAAUUAUCUAUGUUAAUUUAAGUUUAUUUAUAAUGUGAAUGAAUUAGUUAUUUAUUUAGUA
This is a messenger RNA of Cannabis sativa, 1014 nucleotides long. Its product is annotated as VQ motif-containing protein 11. NCBI's taxonomy places the organism in Eukaryota, Viridiplantae, Streptophyta, Magnoliopsida, Rosales, Cannabaceae. Bases 255 to 893 code for a protein of 212 amino acids. The record is from RefSeq and is a predicted model, not a curated record. The transcript has a single exon.